UUCUUUAGUACAAAAUGUCUACGAAAAAAAUGUUUACGUUGGUGUUUGUAAGGAAAAUUACAGAGAUUUUGUUGGGUUGGAAAAAACGAGGAUUUGGAAUAAAUAAAUGGAAUGGUUUUGGUGGAAAAGUAGAAUCUGGAGAAACAAUUCUUCAGGGAGCCAUUCGUGAAUUGAAAGAAGAAUGCGGUUUAAAUGCAGAAGACUUGAGAAAGAUUGCUAUUAUAGUAUUUCAGUUUGAAGGAGAUGAGACUCUGCAUGAAGUUCAUGUCUAUGAAUCAUUCAAGUACCAUGGAGAAGUAACAGAAUCUGAAGAAAUGCUACCAAAAUGGUACAAUAUAAAAGAUAUUCCAUUUAAACAAAUGUGGCCGGAUGAUGAAUAUUGGUUUCCUUAUAUGUUACGAGGAGAAUUGUUUAAGGGAUAUUUUCUCUAUCGAGGUGAAGACAUAAUUAAAUAUAAGAUUGAAACCAUGGAAGAACUACCAGUUAAUAAUAUCCCUUAAUUACAUUUCUAAGCAUUCAUAUUAUUCGCACAUAUUAAAAAAAAAGCAUUUUCACGUUUUUCUGCCAUAAAAUUCUAUAUACUAACAAAUUUGUUCAUGGUACAUCCUAUCCAGACUGAUUUUGUAUUCAAAAGAGUUUAAAGGGCUCAUUGUACAAAUAUAUUACAGAUUCCCUACACUAGUUGCACAUUUAAUUCAUGUUACACUACUUUAAACAUACAAAAGCUUUGCCGUUACGUCAGAGAUCAUCGAAUAAAUGUUCAAACAUACUGCGAGACUAAUAAAUUAAUUUUCUAUUCGCUGUUA
This is a messenger RNA of Megalopta genalis, 806 nucleotides long. Its product is annotated as oxidized purine nucleoside triphosphate hydrolase. NCBI's taxonomy places the organism in Eukaryota, Metazoa, Arthropoda, Insecta, Hymenoptera, Halictidae. Gene Ontology annotation, molecular function: 8-oxo-7,8-dihydroguanosine triphosphate pyrophosphatase activity. Gene Ontology annotation, biological process: DNA protection. Gene Ontology annotation, cellular component: cytoplasm. The record is from RefSeq and is a predicted model, not a curated record.